CAUUUCCUACACUUACUUUUGUUGUUAUAUAUAUUAUUAUAUCAAAUACUUUCUACAAACUACUAAAUUAAAGUAAAGUAUAUGCCCCAUAAUUUAUGUGAUCAUGAAUUUUGAUCUUGGUCUUGCUCUUGGAAUUGGCUUCCAUGAUCAAGAGAAGAAUUGCAUGAAGAGAAAGGAGGAUGAUCCAUCAAGAAAAUGCAAUAAUAAGGCAUACCCAUCUCUUACAUUAGGACCAGCAAUAAUUGAUGAUGAUGAUAAUCAUAAUCAAGGUUCAAAGAUUAUUGAAGACUCUAAUAAUUCUUCUCCAAGUGCAGUGUCAUCAUUUUCCAACUCUUCUAUCAUAAUCAAGAAGGAGAAAGAUCAAGAAUUUGAGGUUGAGAUUGAUGAGAAGGCUCCAUCAUCAUCAAGGGAUGAAGAUGGUAACAACACAAAAAGGAAGAAACUUAGGCUCACAAAAGAACAAUCUACAAUCUUGGAGGAAAGCUUCAAGAACCAUUCUAAUCCCAAUCCGAAGCAAAAGCAAGAAUUGGCAACACACUUGCAUCUGCUGCCGAGACAAGUGGAGGUAUGGUUUCAGAACAGGAGAGCCAGGACAAAGCUGAAACAAACAGAAUCAGAUUGUGAGUUCCUGAAGAAGUGCUACGAAAGUCUAACAGAAGAGAAUAAGAGGCUCCAAAACGAGCUUCAAGAACUCAAAUCAAUGCAAACAACAACACCCUUUUCCAUGCAAAUUCCACCAACAACUCUUACUAUAUGCCCUUCUUGUGAGACAAUUGCUAAUAAUAAUAAUAAUAAUAAUAAUAAUAAUAAUAAUAAUAAUAAUAAUAAUGGGGAAUUAUUGCUUAUAAGUUCAAAAGCUCAUCAACAUCAUAAUCAUUUCUACAAAAAUAAUGGAUAUCCAUUAUUCAAACACUCAUCAUCCGCAACAUGCUAGAUUUACAUAUAGAAGGCUAUAAACACUAUUCAGAAUUUUCAGGGGAAUUAUUGUUAUGGGUAUUUAAUUUUGUGAUAUGGUGGUGAGGUGGUCAAUUAUAUAUCACUUAAUUAGCUAAGUGUAAUGUAAUUAAAUCUAGCUUAGUAGUAUAGAGAGCUCCCAUGUGAUU
Messenger RNA from Arachis duranensis, 1103 nucleotides. Its product is annotated as homeobox-leucine zipper protein HAT9-like. Gene Ontology annotation, molecular function: sequence-specific DNA binding; DNA-binding transcription factor activity, RNA polymerase II-specific. The coding region runs from base 104 to 934 and encodes 276 amino acids. Gene Ontology annotation, biological process: regulation of DNA-templated transcription. The transcript has 4 exons. The record is from RefSeq and is a predicted model, not a curated record. NCBI's taxonomy places the organism in Eukaryota, Viridiplantae, Streptophyta, Magnoliopsida, Fabales, Fabaceae.